AUGGUGGCCACAGACUAUUUCACAAAAUGGAUUGAGGCCAUACCUACUAAACACGCAACUAGUAAAGUUGUCAUUGAAUUUUUAAUGGAUAAUGUAUUAACAUGGUUUUGUGUGCCUGUGAAAUUGAUAAUGGAUAAUGCUAUGUGCUUCAGGUCAAAGGAAUUCACAAAAUUCUAUGCAAGUUAUGGAAUGAAUAUGUCAUAUUCCUCACCAUAUCACCCACAGGGAAAUGGCCAAGGAAAAUCAAGUAAUAAAAGUCUCUUGAACAUCAUUAAGAAUAUUCUUGAACAAAACAAGAGAUCUUGGGAUCAAAAGCUCAAGUUAGCUUUAUGGGCAGAUAGAAUUACUGUGAAGAAGGCCAUUGGUACAUCUCCACUUGAACUGGUGUAUGGAAUACAGACCAAAGUACUUGUAAACAAUCUUCUCCCUAUAUACAAGUUCUUGCAAGCUGAAGAGUUGGAAUUGUCAGAACCCAUGGAGGAUAGAAUGAUCCAAUUGGUAGAAUUGGAAGAAAUGAGAACUAUGGCUCAUAAAAGAAAUCUGAAAAUCCAAUUGCAGUAA
This is a messenger RNA of Cryptomeria japonica (Japanese cedar), 561 nucleotides long. RefSeq lists its product as uncharacterized. The transcript has a single exon. Bases 1 to 561 code for a protein of 186 amino acids. The record is from RefSeq and is a predicted model, not a curated record. Lineage: Eukaryota; Viridiplantae; Streptophyta; Pinopsida; Cupressales; Cupressaceae. Gene Ontology annotation, biological process: DNA integration. Gene Ontology annotation, molecular function: nucleic acid binding.